GACAGAAAUGCAGUUAAAAAUAUGCAAAAUACUUUGAAAAAUAAGAAGUGGUCAUUGCAGAUGAUACGUAUUCACUUAACUAGAUUUUAGUAUAAAUAUGUACAUAUUCAGAAUUUGAUGCACUUGAGUUUAGUGUGGCUUACUGGCAAGAUGAUUUCUUUGGUAUUAUUUUUGACAAUAUGUGGGUGCGCUUUUGGUCAAUAUAGAGAAAAAGUACUAGUCAGGCCCAAUAUUGCCAUUACUCCUGGACAAGUAAUUAGAAUUAUUAGUCAAACCCAAGAGGGACCCAACCUUGAUGGAUCAUACGCCUGGAGUUACGAAACCGAAAAUGGCAUCGCUGGUCGUGAAGUUGGACGACCAAAAGCCCAAGACAUCGAAGAAGUUCAAGGUGAAAUCAAAUACACAGCUCCAGAUGGUUCACCGAUUCAAUUAACUUAUACUGCUGAUGAAAACGGUUUUGUUCCACAAGGCGCCCAUUUGCCCACUGCUCCACCAGUUCCUGAAGCAAUUUUGAGAUCUUUGGAAUGGAACGCUGCUCAUCCGGAAGAAGAUGAUUAUCUUAGGGGAGCUAAUACUAUUGAGGGUUCUGUUAGAUAUAGGAGACCUUAAAGUAAAUGAUUAAUGCUAUGUAUUUAUUCUGUAUAUGUGAUUUGAAGGUGUUGUUAUGGUUAUAUUUUUGUAAAAUAAUAUUCUAGCAAAUAAA
Molecule: messenger RNA, 703 nt
Organism: Diabrotica virgifera virgifera (western corn rootworm)
Lineage: Eukaryota; Metazoa; Arthropoda; Insecta; Coleoptera; Chrysomelidae
Product: endocuticle structural glycoprotein SgAbd-2-like
Exons: 3
Coding region: 118-609 (163 amino acids)
Cellular component (GO): chitin-based extracellular matrix
Molecular function (GO): structural constituent of chitin-based larval cuticle
Source: RefSeq, a predicted model, not a curated record